UACCAAAAUGCCUUGUUCUGCGGUGACGCUGUCCCUCGCGACCAUAACCGGUAUCAUUGCCACUGGCCUCUUGGCAAUCGCCUUUUCUACAGACAACUGGCUCUACACCGAGGUUAAACGCGCCCAAAUCCAGCAAUAUGCAGCCAAGCAUGCUGAACAGAACCAUUUAGUGGAGCAAAUGAAUACAAAAUACUAUUACUAUACAAGAACACAGGGUCUCUUCAGGAUAUGCUAUCCCAAAGAAAGACCACCGACUGUUCAAACCUAUCUAAGUCCUGUGGAGACACAUUGUAUGAACAUUAAUUACUUCAUCCCCGAUGAAGAAAAUUUAACGAGAGGCUUCUCCGAUGACGCAAUGACUCGACUUCACAUGGGCAGAUCUGUGAUAGCUCUGUUUAUAGUGGGAUUUGUUGCAAUUUUUACGGCAUUCUGGACGGGAGUGGUAGGCUGUUGGAAGAGGUCACCAGGAAAUAUCACAGCCACUGCAAUCUUGAUGUUGCUAGCAUGCUUAUUAAGCGCUAGCGCAAUGGGUCUUUGGCACGGAGUGGAGUAUUACGAGAAAGAGAAAAUCGUCGGAGAAGAGUAUUAUCAACAAUGGAACAACGUUUUAAGAGACAACACGGUGCAGUGGUACGGCUGGUCGUUUUAUCUUGCCUGGCUGGGGGUGGCUACGUGUUUAGGCACGAUGACGCUGUUCCUGAUCGCGGCAACCUGCCUGCGGCGGGAGCAUGCUCGCGAGCAGGCACAGAACAUACAAUACAUCAUGCCAGUAUAUCCUCAAAAGCAACAAUACGCUUAUGCUGGUUAUCCAGCACCGGCAGCGUAUCCAGGACCUUAUUAUCACGGAUCACAGUAUGGACCCUACAACUACUGAAGAAGAUCUGUAUCAUCUCUAUUAAUGGAGGAAAGUGUCUAGAGCGCGAAAUAUUCUGAAACGUGCUCAUAAUGAAUAAAACAUUAAAUAUUUGGCAAACGAUGAUUCCCGAAGGGAAUGUUAAAAAAAAAAAAAAAAGAAAAAAAUGAAACGAACAAAAAACGAGGACUCCUGGAGGUCGAUCGUAAAUCCCAAAUCGUACCUGCACGAAGGAAGAAAAAGAAAAAGCAGAGAAGAAGGACGACCUUGGGUCCCACCCUAGAUAUAAUUUAUCACUUACUUUAAACGCCACGUUACGGACGUUCUGGUGCAUAUAUACCCGUCUGGGUCCCACGAUCUUCCAUCUCUUUCAGUUUUCUCUUUCAGCAGGUGUCUGUUUUGGUAUGUGAUCGCUCGUAUGGGAUUCGCGAAAAAGACAGUUGCUCAAAAACAGUCCGCGUACUUAGAACUGAAAUGAUUAUAUAUAAUAUUAUUUUUUUCUUUCUAAAAUCUAAUAUUUGUACUACAUUAUUCUUUGUACGUGCUGAUCGCGCUAGGACAAUAAUAAUGAUAAUAGUAAUAAUAAUAAUUACAUUUUGAGCGUGGGAGAGAUAUAUUUGAUUAUAUAUUUAAUUGGCUAUAUGAUCUUUCUCAGGGGAAUGAGAAACGAUUUAUCGUUCGACAUUUAAUCAUAUAAUUAAUAACAAUAUUUCGAUGUCGAAUUUUUGAAAGUACUACAUGACUUUAACCGUCAAUUUUUAAAGUGUCUUACUUUCAGUUACCUUUUUUUUUUAUUGUAAAUUAUAUUUUUAAAUAAUCUAUAUUUGAAUUUUAAUAAAAAAAUUUGUAAAUUAUUAUAAACAGAAUAAUUAUGA
This is a messenger RNA of Apis laboriosa (Himalayan honeybee), 1728 nucleotides long. RefSeq lists its product as uncharacterized. Gene Ontology annotation, cellular component: membrane. The transcript has 7 exons. The record is from RefSeq and is a predicted model, not a curated record. NCBI's taxonomy places the organism in Eukaryota, Metazoa, Arthropoda, Insecta, Hymenoptera, Apidae. Bases 8 to 874 code for a protein of 288 amino acids.